AUCCGGCUGGGCGUGGUGACAGGGAAGGACCUGGGUGAGAUUUGCUACCUCUAUUACCCCAAGGUGCCCCGCGUGCUGCUCUGGCUUAUGAUCGAGAUUGCCAUCAUUGGCUCUGACAUGCAGGAGGUGAUCGGGACGGCCAUUGCCUUCAGCCUGCUCUCGGCCGGCCACAUCCCCCUCUGGGGUGGAGUCCUCAUCACCAUCGUGGACACUCUCUUCUUCCUCUUCCUUGACAAGUACGGGCUCCGCAAACUGGAGGCUUUCUUCGGCCUCCUCAUCACCAUCAUGGCCCUGACCUUUGGCUACGAGUACGUGGUGGUGAGGCCAGGGCAGGUGGAGGUGCUAAAGGGCAUUUUCCUGCCCUACUGCCCGGGCUGUGGGCGAGAGGAGCUGCUCCAGGCCGUGGGCAUUGUCGGCGCCAUCAUUAUGCCCCAUAACAUCUUCCUUCACUCCUCCUUGGUCAAGACGCGGGCGAUUGAUCGGUCCAAGAAGGAGGCAGUGCGGGAGGCCAACAUGUACUUCCUGACCGAGUCCUGCGUGGCCCUCUUUGUCUCCUUCCUCAUCAACCUCUUCGUCAUGGCUGUCUUCGGUGAGGCUUUUUACCACCAGCGAAAUGAGGAUGUGCAUUUUUUCAGCCGCUACGCCGGCAUCUUCCCCACCAACAAUGAGACUGUCUCUGUGGAUAUCUACCAGGGGGGUGUCAUCCUGGGCUGCUAUUUCGGGGCAGUGGCACUGUACAUCUGGGCCAUUGGGAUCCUGGCAGCAGGACAGAGCUCCACAAUGACCGGGACCUACGCGGGGCAGUUUGUCAUGGAGGGUUUUCUGCAGCUCCGCUGGUCCCGUUUUGCCCGGGUGCUCUUCACCCGCUCCUUUGCCAUCCUGCCCACCAUCUUUGUGGCUGCCUUCAAGGACGUCAGCCACCUCACGGGCAUGAACGACCUGCUCAACGUCCUCCAGAGCAUCCUGCUGCCCUUUGCCGUCCUGCCCGUCCUCACCUUUACUAGCCUGCGCCCGCUUAUGCAAGACUUCACCAACGGCCUCCCGGGGAAGGUGCUGAUGACGCUUAUCGCGGGGCUGGUCUGCGCCAUCAACGUUUACUUCGUGGUGGAUUUCCUGCCCACGCUGCGGGGCCUGGGGUACUACAUCCCCCUGGGUCUGCUGCUGGCUGCCUACGUGGUCUUCGUCGCCUACCUGAUCUGGACGUGCAGCAUCGCGCACGGAGCCCGGUUCCUGGCCCGGG
Molecule: messenger RNA, 1240 nt
Organism: Tauraco erythrolophus (red-crested turaco)
Lineage: Eukaryota; Metazoa; Chordata; Aves; Musophagiformes; Musophagidae
Source: RefSeq, a predicted model, not a curated record